Molecule: messenger RNA, 2904 nt
Organism: Symbiodinium natans
Lineage: Eukaryota; Dinophyceae; Suessiales; Symbiodiniaceae
Source: the annotation of a GenBank genome assembly
AUGGAGGAGGAGGCCCAACAGCGCUGGAACCGAGCGUUGCAGCUGUCGCCUAAGGCGACCUCUGACAACCUCUCCAGGCGCUCGCGAGAUGACGGAGUCCGGCGAGACAUGGAGCUGCUAGAGGAGAAGCUCAUGCGGCAAGUGCUGCGCCUUCAGGAGCAGAGUGAACGCUUCAUGGACAUCAUGAUGCACCCCCUUGAGGCGAAGGUUGCAGCCAUGGAGGGGCGUCAGCCGGUCACGGAUUGCAGCAUCGCUGAGCUUCGCGGCAACCUCCGCGGCCUUCAGGAAUCACUGGAGAUGCAGGUGCGCCGUGCCGAGCAAACGGAGACGCGCCUGUCCAAAUGGCGGAGGAGCAUCGAGGAGGACCUACAGCAGAAGCACGAGGAGAUGAAGCGCAAGUUCACCGAGGCAGUUUCGAACUCAGACGUGGUCUCGCGAAACGAGCUUCUGGAAUUGGCGAAGCUUCUGAAGCAGGAGUUGAGGAAGGUGGUGGACGAGACGUUGAAGGAUGAGAAGUUGGCCACGCAGCAGGAUCUGGCUACCUUGUCCAGCGGGUUGAGACGGGAGCUGGCGUCCGUCGAGAAGAUUGCAGCUGGGGCUGCGGCUCAGAAGGCCUUGGGUCAGCAGGAGCUUGCAAACGCUGCAGAGGCUGUGCGUGCAGAGAUGAAAACGCUGACGGAGCGCGCGGUCAUGGAGGAGGCGGUGGCCAUGGAGAAGUUCGUGGCCAUCGAUGCCCUAGAGAAGGCGUCCAGGGAGUCCCAGAACAUGGUCGCCGAGCUCGCAGCGCGAGUCGUUCAGUGUGAGCAGAGUGAGGAGGAACUACGCCUCGCUCUCCAGUCGCAGCGUGAUCUCCCGGAGGCACCCGACUCGCAACAGACGCUGGAUGAGUUGACAAGCCGCGUCGCGAAGUGCGAAGCUCUUCAGGAGGAGUUCCACGAGCAAGUCAGUUCUCCUCACCGCUUUCAGGCCAGUGAGGCCUUAGAGGAGUCGCACCUCUCCCGGCGGAUCAGCCGGCUGGAGCAGGAGCAGCUGCAGAAGGGGCGGCAGAUCGCAUCCUCCAUGGAGGAACUGGAGGCGAAGUUGCGCGAAGGCCUGGCGAAGACGGAGAACCUUAUGCAGGCCGCCCAGCUUGCCGUCGAGGCGGGGAGGUCUGGCAGCCGCAGCCCUUCCGAGACGGACGAGGUGGUCGAGGCUUCCCACAGGCCCUUCGAGGCCGCCAUCACCGAGCGCCUAACACAGGUGGAGAGUGCUGUCCAGGCCUUGCCCGGGCGCUUGACAAAGUGCGAGCAGCUUGGUGAGGAGCUGGAACACCAGCUCGAGGGUCUUCGUCGACUGCCUGCUGGGCUUCAGGCAUGCAACCAGCAAGCCGAGAUGCUGAUCGAGCGGGUGGCGCAGUGCGAAGGGCUGUCAGAGGCCUCCAGCAAGCAAGCCCAAGUGCUGGAAGAGCGGGUCGCGCGGUGCGAACAGCUGUCAGAGGCGUCCUGGAAACAAGCCCACGACCUCACAGAGCGGGUCGCGCAGUGCGAGCAGCUGUCAGAGGCAUCGAGCAAGCCCCAGAUCCUGUCAGAGAGGGUGGCGCAGUGCGAGCAGUUGUCUGAGGCAUCCAGCAAGCAAGCCCAAGUCCUGUCGGAGCGGGUUUCGCAGUGCGAGCAGCUGUCACAGGCGGUUGACACCUUGGUGGCCCGCUUGGAAAAGUGCGAGAAGCACGGCACAGAGGGCGAGAUGAUGGCCAGGGCCGCGGCCGCUGGCAUUCCAGACCACCCGAACCUGCCAGGGCAGGCCUUCGCAGAAGACAGCUCCCGAGCAUUGGACGGAGUGACGUCCAGGCUGGACUCACUGGAGAUGCAGCAGCGCGCGAGCGAGGAUGGGCUUGCCACUGCCAAGCGCUUGAACGAAGAGAUGGAGAGCUCCAUUCUGCGAAGGCUAGAAGUGCUGGAAGCCGCGGAGCCUGAAGCCACGAAGAAGGUCCUCGCAGAAGUCAGCUCCCGAGCACUGGACGGAGUGACGUCCAGGCUGGACUCACUGGAGAUGCAGCUGCGUGCGAGCUCGCACGAGGCACCCUUGGUGGAUCUUGCCAGCGCCAAGAGCUUGAACGAGGAGAUGGAGAGCUCCAUUCUGCGAAGGCUGGAAGCGCUGGAAGCGUUGGAAGCCGGGCCUGUGAAGAAGGUGGAUGCGGCCGAACCGGCGCAUAGCGACGAAUCGCAGGCGCUUUCCGACACCCAGCUCAUGCUCCUAGAUCUGCAGCGGAGGGUCUCCCUCCUGGAGGGAGCCAUGCCGCAACCAGGAGUGCAGGCUGAGGAGGGAGAGGUGGUGUCUGUGGAGCCGACCCCCCGGACGGCCACCCUGACCCAAGCUGCAGCGCUGAUCGAGCAAAUGGAGUUGGACCUCAAACACGCGCGGGAGGCGGCAGGCCUGGACCUUGCUGGCCUGCCGACCAACGAUUCCAAGGGUGGCACGCCCAGAGGGCUGCCUCCUCUGGCCGCCAUGAAAGUGUUGUCUUCACCGAGACUACUGCAGUUGUCCAUGACUCCUCGCAUGACGUCCUGCAACGCCCAUCAGGAUGCUGCCGCUCUCUGUGGGGCCUCGUCCGCGGCUAUGUCUGCAUACACGAGAGAUGGGAAGGUCGACGUUUCCGGUCACGAGUUGCGCGCCGAGAUCGCCGCAGUCUGGGAUGCCGUUGCUGAACCUGCGGAGAUCGUUUGGCGACGCAGCCCCCCCGGGAGCUGUCCGCCUGGCUUCGAACACUGUCUCAGGCGCCAUUCAGAACAUGGCCAGCUCGGCGGUCGCCGGAGUCCAAAACUGCGAGGGCCGCCUUGCUUCCUUGAGCAGCGAAGUCAACGAGUUGGCCUCGCGCCUUGCGAGCCUCGAGCGGCAGCUUGCCCUUCGGGAGGCAGUUGUGGAUGA